CAAGAAGGAGCUUAGACGAAAGGACAGCGCCAGAAAGGCCACGCAGAUCCGCGGAGGAAACCCCACAUCCACACCAUCCACACACAAAAACCCACAGAAACAGACAUCCGAAAAUGGAGCUGCGCGUGGGCAACAAAUACCGCCUGGGCCGCAAGAUCGGGUCGGGAUCGUUCGGGGACAUCUACCUGGGCACCACGAUCAACACGGGCGAGGAGGUGGCCAUCAAGCUGGAGUGCAUCCGCACCAAGCACCCCCAGCUGCACAUCGAGUCCAAGUUCUACAAGACGAUGCAGGGCGGCAUUGGGAUACCGCGCAUAAUCUGGUGCGGCAGCGAGGGCGACUACAAUGUGAUGGUGAUGGAGCUACUUGGGCCCUCACUGGAGGAUCUCUUCAACUUUUGCUCGCGCCGCUUCUCGCUGAAGACGGUUUUGCUGCUCGCGGACCAGAUGAUCUCCCGCAUCGACUACAUCCACUCGCGGGACUUCAUUCAUCGCGACAUCAAGCCCGACAACUUCCUCAUGGGCCUGGGCAAGAAGGGCAACCUGGUGUACAUCAUUGACUUUGGCCUGGCCAAGAAGUUCCGGGACGCCCGAUCGCUGAAGCACAUUCCGUAUCGGGAAAACAAGAACCUCACGGGCACCGCCCGCUACGCAUCCAUCAACACACAUUUGGGCAUUGAGCAGUCGCGUCGCGACGACCUGGAAUCCCUCGGCUACGUGCUCAUGUACUUCAAUCUGGGCGCCCUGCCCUGGCAGGGAUUAAAAGCGGCCAACAAGAGGCAGAAGUACGAGCGGAUCUCGGAGAAGAAGCUGUCCACCUCGAUUGUGGUGCUGUGCAAGGGCUUCCCCAGCGAGUUUGUCAACUAUCUGAACUUCUGUCGCCAAAUGCACUUCGACCAGCGUCCCGACUACUGCCACCUGCGCAAGCUCUUCCGCAAUCUAUUCCACCGCCUGGGCUUCACCUAUGACUAUGUGUUUGACUGGAAUCUGCUGAAGUUCGGUGGCCCACGCAAUCCCCAGGCCAUUCAGCAGGCGCAGGACGGCACGGACGGCCAGGCGGGACACGAUGCGGUGGCCGCAGCAGCGGCGGUGGCAGCAGCAGCGGCCGCCUCCUCGCAUCAGCAGCAGCACAAGGUAAACGCCGCUCUCGGCGGCGGCGGCGGAGGAGGCGGUGCAGCGCAACAGCAACUCCAGGGCGGCCAAACGCUGGCGAUGCUGGGCGGAAAUGGAGGAGGCAACGGCAGCCAGCUGAUUGGCGGCAACGGACUCAACAUGGACGACUCGAUGGCGGCCACCAACUCGUCGAGACCGCCCUACGAUACGCCCGAGCGUCGUCCCUCGAUACGGAUGCGCCAGGGAGGCGGCGGAGGAGGAGGCGGCGGCGGCGGAGUGGGCGUGGGCGGCAUGCAGGGCGGCGGCGGAGGCGGUGGCGUGGGGAACGCCAAAUAAUAUUUUAUCGUUUAGGUUGCGACGCUGGACACGACACAGUAGUAGACAAACAACAAGAACAGCAGCAGCAGAACUCGGCAAGAAACAACUAUACAUGUAGAAUAUAUUAUAGCUAUAUAUGCGGUAAAACAUGUUGAAUGUAUCCAAAAGAGCGGGCAGGUGGAUCAGAUCCCUGCCAGAAACGGAGGAUAAUAAGGAGCAGGAGAGAAAGAAGAGAAAAGGAUCAGCAGAGCAGAGCAACGCAGCAAAGCAAGGCCUUUCUUUUUUUUUUUGUGUACAUUUUCGUUUUGUUUUUUGACAUUUUUGGUUUCUGCUCCCAGAUGUUAGAACGUUGGGCGCGCCUAUUAUUAAUUAACUAGCCUAUGAUUAAUUUAAUUUAUACUAUUAGAACAUAAACGAUUGCAACUUGGCUGCAAGAAACUGCAA
Drosophila takahashii is the source of this 1874-nucleotide messenger RNA. RefSeq names its product discs overgrown (gene dco). Gene Ontology annotation, cellular component: cytoplasm; nucleus. Gene Ontology annotation, molecular function: protein serine/threonine kinase activity; ATP binding. Gene Ontology annotation, biological process: positive regulation of canonical Wnt signaling pathway; positive regulation of proteasomal ubiquitin-dependent protein catabolic process; signal transduction. The record is from RefSeq and is a predicted model, not a curated record. Lineage: Eukaryota; Metazoa; Arthropoda; Insecta; Diptera; Drosophilidae.